Molecule: messenger RNA, 1698 nt
Organism: Anopheles nili
Lineage: Eukaryota; Metazoa; Arthropoda; Insecta; Diptera; Culicidae
Product: alpha-taxilin
Exons: 5
Coding region: 69-1340 (423 amino acids)
Molecular function (GO): syntaxin binding
Source: RefSeq, a predicted model, not a curated record
GGUGUGUGGUUGAAUAAUUGUGAAAGAAACUUGGUGCAAAUUGUUUAGCUCCACCUUCAGAACAAAAAAUGGCAGACGUCGAAAGUAAACCCGUCAUGGAUGUGCAAAGCGAACCCCGAAGUAACGCAGAAGCGAAGAAGCUGCUGCGUGAGGACAAACAGCGCGAAGCCAAGAUUGAGGAUCAGCUAGCAAAGGCGCUGAGCGGCAUGACGGUGGAUGAAAAGUACGCCGCGGUCCACAAACGGUUGGUUGCAUCGGAAAAGGAAAAUCGGCGCCUGGUAGGGUUGCACAAGCAGUACGAACGGACGCUGGACGCGUCGAAGCGCGAGAAGGAAAAUCUCAUCCUCGAGCACGACAAAAUAGCCUCGACAAAGAAGAAGCUGGAAGACCUAUGCCGGGAGCUGCAGCGGCAUAAUAAAUCGAUCAAAGAUGAAAGCCUGGCACAGAUCCAGCUGGAGGAGGAAAAGCGCAAACAGACGCAAGAGAAGUUUCAGCAAUCGUUAAACGAAAUACAGCUUGUUAUGAACGAAAACAACGACAAAAACAUGAAGCUCAAGGAAGACAAUAUGGAGAUGGCCAAAAAGUUUAAAGUGAUCCUCGAGCAGUAUGACCAGCGCGAACUGCAGAUGGACAAGAUGAACAAACAGAUGGACUUGCUCACACAAUUGAACGAUGCCAAACUAGCCAAGAUCGCGAUGGAAUCAAACGGCGAAAAGGAAAAGUUUCUUUCAGAAAAAUUAGUGCUGGUAACGGAACUGCAGAUGGUGAAAAAGCAACUGGCCGAAUUGCAGGCAGUCGAGACGCAUUUACGAGGGCAGGUUAACAUGUACUCGGAUAAAUAUGGCGAGUUUCAGGACUCGCUGAAGAAGAGCAGGAGUAUUUACGAAGGAUACCAGGACGAUAUGAAGAAGAUGUCGAAGAAAAUGAAAACGCUCGAGAAGGAAACCAUGGCCUGGAAAUCGCGUUGGGAAACGAGCAAUGCGACCGUGCAAAAAAUGCUGGACGAGCAGAUCGAACGGGAGAAGCAGUUCACGAAAACGGCGCGCCAGUUGUCUCAGCUAAAAAUUCUCUGUCGCACGUUGCAGGGAGAGCGAGCCACCUAUCUGGCCGCACUGAAGGAAGCAAAUUUGCCUGUGCCUAACGAAGUGAUGCCCCUUGACGAAGACAAGCUCAAUGACCGCGUGGAAGUGAAGGAGCAGAAUGCGAAUAAGCAGCAACAGCCCACCGACAAUCACGUUAAUGGUCAUGCCACUGAUAGCACGCUGCAAAGUGAAACAAAAACUGCCACGGAUGUACCACCGGAACCAGUCGCUGCACCACUCGAGGAAGUGUCGACGUAGUCCAUCCGUUUUUUUCCACAUUACCUCUGCUUCUGCGCUACAAUCUUUCGGAUGCACGUAAAGUUAUUUUGUUUCGUUUUAAUGCACGAUUUGUUUGAAUUUGCUUGUCCACUGCGGCAGCUAUCCGUGUGCAUGAUCGUCAUAUGAUCGAGAGUGUUUGCGUUUGAUGUAUGUCCUACAGCUAAGAAAAAAAAAUAAUUGAAAAGCGCAAUAAAUAUACACCUUGGUGAUCUUUUUUCUCAACAGUCAACCAUCAAUACCAAUGAAAAGACAAAACGUAAAACUUGCUUGUUUUUAUUUAUUUUUCCACCAAUUUAUUCAUUCAUGUUUUGUUUACUUUUUCGAACACGCAUUGUUA